AUGGCUGGUGAACCAGGCGAGGCGAUGGCCCAUAGCGCCUUCGACACCAUUCUGGUGCUCGAUUUCGGCUCCCAAUACACUCACCUGAUCACCCGCCGUCUCCGUGAACUCAAUGUCUUCUCGGAGAUGUUGCCGUGCACCCAAAAGCUCUCGGAGCUCAAGUUCACGCCCAAGGGCAUUAUUCUCUCUGGUGGUCCUUAUUCGGUUUACGAAGAGGGCAGCCCUCAUGUUGACCCCGCCGUCUUUGACUUGAACGUGCCCAUUCUGGGCAUCUGCUAUGGCAUGCAGGAGCUUGCCUACCGUCUCAACCAGGACAACGUCAUUGCUGGCACCCACCGCGAAUAUGGCCAUGCCAUGCUCAAGGCUCGGUCCAUCGACAACCACGUUGACCGCCUCUUCCAAGGCCUCGAAGACUCCAUGCGUGUCUGGAUGAGCCACGGCGACAAGCUCGCCAAGCUUCCCGAGGGCUUUCACACCAUUGCAACAUCCGACAACUCGGAAUAUGCCGCCAUCGGACACGAGAACAAGCCGAUCUACGGCCUGCAGUUCCAUCCGGAAGUCACGCACACCCAAAAUGGAACCGAGCUUUUAAAAAAUUUUGCUGUCGGUAUCUGCAGCUGCAAGCAAGAGUGGACCAUGCAAAAGUUUCUGGAAGAAGCGGUUGCCCAGAUUCGCCACACUGUCGGUGAAAAGGGGCAGGUUUUGGCUGCAGUGAGUGGUGGCGUCGAUUCAACAGUGGCUGCAAAGCUCAUGAAAGAAGCGAUUGGCUCCAGGUUUUGGGCCGUGUUGGUCAAUAACGGCGUUAUGCGCCUCAACGAAUGCGAGCAGGUCCAAAGGGACUUGUCGGAGGCGCUUGGCAUCAACCUCACGGUUGUUGAUGCUUCGGAACGUUUCCUUGAUGGCCUGAAGGGCAUUGAUGAUCCGGAGAAAAAACGCAAGUUCAUUGGUGGCAAGUUCAUCGAUAUUUUCGAGGAGGAGGCAAUCAAGAUCGAAGAGGCGGCCGUCAACGACACGUCCAAGACUGGCAAGAUCGAGUUCUUCAUGCAAGGCACACUCUAUCCUGAUGUGAUCGAGUCGCUUUCGUUCAAGGGUCCAUCGGCCACUAUCAAGACUCACCACAACGUUGGUGGUCUCCCCGCGCGGAUGGCCAAUGGACAGGGUCUGAAGCUUAUUGAACCUCUUCGAUCCCUGUAUAAGGAUGAAGUCCGCGCGCUUGGACGUGCCCUGGGGAUCCGCGAGGAGCUGGUGAUGAGACAUCCUUUCCCUGGCCCUGGUAUUGCCGUCCGAAUUCUUGGAGAGGUCACUCCCGAGAAGGUGGAAAUUGCCCGCCAGGCUGACCACAUCUUCAUCACUGAGAUCCGCAAGGCGGGGAUUUAUGAUGAAAUUUCCCAAGCCUAUGCCGCUGUCGACCCCAGCCGCGCCGUUGGUGUGAUGGGUGAUAGGAGAGUCUACGGUUAUAUCGUGGUGCUCCGCGCUGUAACCACCACAGAUUUCAUGACGGCUGAGGCGUACAACUUCCCGUGGGAUUUCCUUCAGCGCGUCAUGAACAGGAUCGUUAACGAGGUCCAUGGGGUGUGUCGGGUUGUGUACGACAUUACUUCGAAACCGCCCGGAACGAUCGAGCUCGAGUAA
Dichotomopilus funicola is the source of this 1632-nucleotide messenger RNA. RefSeq lists its product as uncharacterized. Gene Ontology annotation, molecular function: GMP synthase (glutamine-hydrolyzing) activity; GMP synthase activity; ATP binding. Bases 1 to 1632 code for a protein of 543 amino acids. Gene Ontology annotation, biological process: GMP biosynthetic process. The transcript is spliced from 21 exons. Gene Ontology annotation, cellular component: cytosol. NCBI's taxonomy places the organism in Eukaryota, Fungi, Ascomycota, Sordariomycetes, Sordariales, Chaetomiaceae. The record is from RefSeq and is a predicted model, not a curated record.